AUGAUCCCGGCCAACGCCUCCGCCAGGAAGGGGCCCGAGGGCAAGUACCCGCUGCACUACCUCGUGUGGCACAACCGCCACCGCGAGCUGGAGAAAGAGGUCCGCGCCGGCCAGGUGGACAUCGAGCAGCUGGAUCCCCGCGGGCGGACUCCCCUGCACCUGGCCACCACACUGGGACACCUUGAGUGUGCCCGCGUGCUCCUAGCCCACGGUGCAGAUGUGGGCAGGGAGAACCGCAGCGGCUGGACAGUGCUUCAGGAGGCUGUGAGUACCCGGGACCUGGAGCUGGUGCAGCUGGUGCUACGGUACCGGGACUACCAGCGGGUGGUGAAGCGGUUGGCGGGCAUCCCCGUGCUCCUGGAGAAGCUUCGCAAGGCCCAGGACUUCUACGUGGAGAUGAAAUGGGAGUUCACUAGCUGGGUGCCCUUGGUGUCUAAGAUCUGUCCCAGCGACACCUACAAAGUGUGGAAGAGCGGGCAAAACCUUCGGGUCGAUACCACGCUCUUGGGCUUUGACCACAUGACGUGGCAGCGAGGGAACCGCAGCUUCGUCUUCAGGGGCCAAGAUACAAGCGCCGUGGUCAUGGAGAUUGACCAUGACCGCCGCGUGGUGUACACGGAGACGCUGGCCCUGGCCGGGCAGGACCGGGACCUGCUGCUGGCGGCCGCUCAGCCCACGGAGGAGCAGGUGCUAAGCCGGCUCACUGCGCCCGUCGUCACCACACAGCUCGACACCAAGAACAUCUCCUUUGAGAGGAACAAGACUGGCAUCCUGGGCUGGCGCAGCGAGAAGACCGAGAUGGUGAACGGGUACGAAGCCAAGGUAUAUGGGGCAUCCAACGUGGAGCUCAUCACCCGGACGCGGACAGAGCAUCUUUCAGAACAGCACAAGGGCAAGGUCAAAGGCUGUAAGACACCUCUGCAGUCCUUCCUGGGAAUUGCCGAGCAGCAUGGGGGCCCCCAAAAUGGGACCCUGAUCACUCAGACUCUGAGCCAAGCCAACCCCACUGCCAUCACUGCAGAAGAGUACUUCAACCCCAACUUUGAGCUUGGCAACCGGGACAUGGGCCGCCCCAUGGAACUCACCACCAAGACACAGAAGUUCAAGGCCAAGCUGUGGCUGUGUGAGGAGCAUCCCCUGUCCCUGUGUGAGCAGGUGGCCCCCAUCAUUGACCUCAUGGCUGUCAGCAAUGCGCUUUUCGCCAAGCUCCGGGAUUUCAUUACCCUACGCCUGCCGCCUGGUUUCCCGGUCAAGAUUGAAAUCCCAAUCUUCCACAUCCUUAACGCUCGCAUCACCUUCGGGAACCUCAAUGGCUGCGACGAGCCGGUGCCGUCGGUGCGAGGCAGCCCCAGCAGCGAGACCCCGUCCCCAGGCAGCGACUCCUCCAGCGUCAGCAGCUCCAGUUCCACCACCUCGUGCCGCGGCUGCGAGAUCUCCCCCGCGUUGUUCGAGGCCCCACGCGGCUACAGUGUGCUGGGCGGCCAGCGGGAGGCGGCGGCCCGCGACGACGACGAUGACCUGCUGCAGUUCGCCAUCCAGCAGAGCCUGCUUGAGGCGGGCAGUGAGUAUGACCAGGUCACUAUCUGGGAGGCGCUAACCAACAGCAAACCGGGCACUCACCCCAUGUCCUACGAGGCUCGCCGACAGGACAGGAGCGCCCCGCCCACGCCGCAGCGCCAGCCCGCUCCCCCCGCGGCCCUGGCGUCGGUGCCCAGCCCUCGGCCCAGCCCGCGCCCGGGCGGCCACGUGUUCCGGAGCUACGACGAGCAGCUGCGGCUGGCCAUGGAGCUGUCGGCGCAGGAGCAGGAGGAGCGGCGGCGGCGCGCGCGCCAGGAGGAGGAGGAGCUGGAGCGCAUCCUGCGGCUCUCGCUGACCGAGCAGUAG
Messenger RNA from Neomonachus schauinslandi (Hawaiian monk seal), 1884 nucleotides. It is a transcript of the gene ANKRD13B, whose product is annotated as ankyrin repeat domain 13B. Gene Ontology annotation, molecular function: protein binding. The transcript has 15 exons. NCBI's taxonomy places the organism in Eukaryota, Metazoa, Chordata, Mammalia, Carnivora, Phocidae. The record is from RefSeq and is a predicted model, not a curated record. Gene Ontology annotation, cellular component: cytoplasm. Bases 1 to 1884 code for a protein of 627 amino acids.